Phanerochaete carnosa HHB-10118-sp is the source of this 659-nucleotide messenger RNA. RefSeq lists its product as uncharacterized. Lineage: Eukaryota; Fungi; Basidiomycota; Agaricomycetes; Polyporales; Phanerochaetaceae. Gene Ontology annotation, molecular function: zinc ion binding. The record is from RefSeq and is a predicted model, not a curated record. The transcript is spliced from 7 exons. Bases 8 to 559 code for a protein of 183 amino acids.
GCCAACGAUGGACGGCGGGCGUCAACACGUGGGCAAAGCCGACAGAUACCACUUUCGCAUACCAAUGGUCAAGCUCUGUCUCGAAAUCAAAGCUGAGCUCGAGAACGUGACAGAUCUCGCUCCAGCGUCGGAUAAGGUGACCUUUGAGUAUUUCUUCCAGGUGAAAUGCAAUAGCUGUCACGAAGUUCACCCGAAGUUCGUCGGGGUCAACCGCGAGGACAAGACAGAGGUGUCGGGUGGCAAGAAUGCUACCGCAAAUUUCGUUUGGCGUUGUGGAUGGUGCAAACGCGAGAGUUCGGCCAAAUUCGACGAGAAGUCACCAACCAUUCCAUAUUCCGCAGAUGCGAAUGGCCAGUUUGCACCCAUCCUAACCAUCGAGUGCAGAGGCCUUGAGUUCGUCGGAUUUGAUCCAAGGGGUAUCUGGCGAUGCGUUGGCCUCGAAUCCGGCACCACUUUCCCCGAGGUUGAUCUCAGCGACGGCGAAUGGGUAGAUUACGAUGAAAAGACCGAAUUACCUGUCGGGGUAUCUGCCAUCGAAAGUAGGUGGCGCAGAGCUUGAGUAACUAGUAAUUCUGCAGUGUCAAUGUUUAGUUAUGUCCCUCCUUUAAGCUCACCACAACCAACAUGUAUAUUGAAGCAUGCAAUCCAAUGAUGUAUCC